This is a messenger RNA of Drosophila serrata, 4390 nucleotides long. Its product is annotated as sodium-dependent transporter bedraggled. The record is from RefSeq and is a predicted model, not a curated record. Gene Ontology annotation, cellular component: plasma membrane. Gene Ontology annotation, biological process: nitrogen compound transport; sodium ion transmembrane transport; amino acid import across plasma membrane. Lineage: Eukaryota; Metazoa; Arthropoda; Insecta; Diptera; Drosophilidae. Gene Ontology annotation, molecular function: L-amino acid transmembrane transporter activity; amino acid:sodium symporter activity.
GAGAUUUUAAAAUUCGUUUCGUCUUCUUCGCGUCAACUGUUUGGAGCUUGGCCCCAAUGUUGCCCUGGUCGCGACGGCAACGGAAACGGCCCCAAAAGCACAAACUCCACCGGAAGGUGGUUGCACAAGUGAAGGAAAACUAGAAGAACGCCUAGAAACGGAAUAUCGAAGUUACCAAACGCGUGCACGUGUUAACGGAUUGAGUACUUUCCCAACACUGCCGCCGGCAGGACCGUCAACAACAAUCAGCUGCUGCAGCCGGCAAUGCACCAAGAUGAGCGUUAAGGAGCACCAAGCAGCCGGCCGUGACUUUAAGCGCAAUUCAAACGCUUAUGCCAGCCUGCCGCCUACAGGAACGGGAGCAACAGCAGCGUCAUUGUCCUCUACACCGGGAGUAGGUACAACUGGCAGAGGUCGGCAUAGCAGGCAGGUGCCUCAGGAUCACCAGUAUGGCCUCUCGAACAGCCUCUCCAGCGAGUCCAUACGUCAGGCCUGCGACUACUAUGACGACGAGCUAAGCGACGAGGAUCUCAUCGAGAUCCAGCAGACGCCGCAAGCCUUUCACCAGCAACCCGGCAAACAAUCCCUGCAACUGCAACCCAUCAGUUUUCGUUUGGGCGAUGGCCAGGGUGACGAGAUGAGUGCCUUCUGCGGCAGCCAAGAGAUGCAACCGGCUCCAUUGAGUACGCCCAUUAAACAGGCGACGGAAACGGAUGAAGCCUUGUGCGUUCUCAGUGAACUGGACGCCAUUCUGGAUGUUCAUGAUGUUUCGCAACUUAAUGGCACCAUGAAUUCCAGCAGUGAUGAUGACAAGGUGGAGGAUUACCUCAUGGACCUUGACAACUAUUUGGAGGAGAUGGACAAUGCUCUAAACCGGGAGGAGUCAUUGACUAUCAUGGGCGGUCAGUCCAUCUUAAAAAGGGAGCCUAGGACAAGAACUCUACCAUUGAAGAAAAAAAAAUCGAAUAAAAGGACAAGCGGAGACCAGGAGGUCGCAUCAGAGGAUUUCCAAAGGGAGCAUCAAAUAAGGAAGACCUUUAGCUGCUCCCUGAGGCCUACGAGUCAAGCAGCCUCAUCAAGUGCUUCCCUGGAGACAUAUACGGAGCCCGUGACAGAUGUUUGGAGGCGUCAGUCAAUGCGUCGAGCCAUGGAGCAGGAGGACACCAAAGGGGCAGUAAUUGAGAGGGAGGAAGACGAUCUGCCCACAUUGCUGGUGGAGCUACCACCCAGACGUGAGGCAGAGAUGCGACGUUGUUUCUCGCAAGGCGAUUUUCAGGCUCAAGCCGCAAUUGCUGACGGCUCCCAAAUGCUAACGGAUGCACACAUUUUCGACAACCUGCUGCAGACAACGGCCAGAGCAUCCAGCGAGGAGCCGCGACCCAGGCAGUAUGGACGUCGCUCGGAGGGACCUCCCACGCCAGUUCGUGCCCUGGUGCUGGCCCAAAGUCGGCCACAGAGUGCUCCAACUCGCGUGCAAAUCAGAGAUCCGCAGCCUCUGGAAACGCCCACGCACCCCAUCAUGUCCACUUGCUCGGAACUGAGUUCGCCGCGUUCCUCGCGGAUGCCCAGUCCCGUUUCCCUGCCCUCGGAUAGCAGCAGCAGCAGUUCAGCGGAACAGGACCAGGACCACGACCCGGUGCACACCACAACCAUGUGCAGUGCCAGUAGCACCACGCCCCUGGAGCCGUUGCAUCAACUGCACUUGCUGCUGCGCGAGAAGUGCGGUUUCAACAGCCAGUGGCCGCAUGCAGGAAGUCGCACCCUGGCGCUGAUUGGUUGCACCCUGGGUGUAUUUAACAUGUGCCGAUUUGCCGUUCUGACCAUCAACUUUGGUGGUAAUUUCCUACUGCAGUUCCUGCUGCUGUCCGUAAUCUUUGGCAUCCCACUAUUGUGGCUCCAGAUGUGCCUGGGCGCCAAGAUUCGUGCCGGUCCGGUGUCGAUGUGGAAGAUAAGUCCAAUUUGCGCCGGCGUUGGCAUCGCUCUGGUGAUGGUGCAGUGUUUUCUGGCUCUGUACUCUACCGUGUCGCUGGCCUGGAUUCUGGUCUAUCUGCGGGACGUCUUCCCAACAGCAUCACGUACGGGUUACCGCUGGCAGGAGCUGGCUUUCCCCUAUCGCUAUGAUGCCGCCAAUGCUACUGGGAAUCUCACACACACUGUGGCCGAGUACUUUAAUGUGGUUGUGUUGCAGCGACUGCAUCUGGCCAAGCAUCCGGAUGCGAGCGGAGUGCGCUUCCAUGUCAACGAUCGGCAGCUGGCCUUUUAUCUGGCCCUCAUCUGGGCGGCCGUCUUCCUCAUCCUUUGCAAGGGCCUAAAGUCCCUGGGCAAGCUGGCUUAUAUCAUCUACACUCUGCCAUUGAUUUCUCUGGCCGUGGUGACGGCCAAGUUUGUUUAUGUCGUUGAUCCUGGGAGACUGCAGAAUGUCUUCGCUGCCAGCGAUUUCGAUGACUUUCUGGUGAACCCCAACAGCUGGACGGCGGCCACACAGGAGACUUUUCUCACCUGGGGCCUCCUGGGCGCCUCGGUUAUUGCUAUAACCAGCCGGAGUCAUGCCAAUGCCAACAAGGCAGCUUUAAGAAGAGAUGCGAUUCUGCUGGUUCUGCUCACCCUCAUCGGGCUUGGUUUGAUGGCUCUGCUGGCCUUGUGUUGUGCCCAGAUUUUAUGGCAGCAUGGCUACGUCUAUGUGCCGGGAUCCUUUGAGAACCCGGACUCCUAUACGGCUGUGUACUCGCUGCAGACACACCCCAAUCCGAAUCUGGUGUCCUAUCCGCGCUCGUUAAUACCGCACUACUCUUCCUUCAUUGGAGAGACUUACCGGCGGAACCGCAGCAUGAUUCACGUCGAGAGUGGAUUCCAGGCAUUGCGUUUCAUCUCGGAGAUCUUCCCUGCGGUUCUUUCACUGGCCAGCGAUAGCAUAUCGUGGGUAUGGGGUGCCGUAGCAUUUUCCACCUUUGCGGGAUUCGGUCUGGCGCAGCUGUGCGUUAUGUGGAAACCGAUUUCGAGUGCCCUGGGUAAUUCUACAAGCUCGGUGCUGCUAAGCUGCGUAACUGGACUGCUGCUAAGCAUACCUUUUGCCACCGAGAUGGGCAUAUCCAUACUGUAUUACGUGGACUUCUUGUUGGGCGGCUCGUGGUUCAUUCCGAUCAUUUGGACCGCUCAGAUCUUUGGCGUGUUCCUGAUUCGAGGUCGCCCCUACAAUGGGGACGAUUUGGUGAAUGAUCUGAGGCUAUGUGGUUCCAUGUCCGCUUUUCUAGCUUUGUCCUGGAACGUACUGCUGCCCAUUGGUCUGAUCACGCUGUCUGUUGUGGAUUACAAGGCUUCGCUGUCGAAUCAGUUCUACUAUUGGCGUGGCAAGUCUUACUUUACGUAUUGGUCCAGGAAAAUGGGCAGCUUGAUCCAAAUUGGUGUCUUGCUGGUUAUUCCGGUCACAGCUAUUAUUCAAAUAUAUCGGUAUUUGGCCCACGGUCCCCCGGAUAUCUUAGAGCGCAUUCAGCUGCUUUACCGUCCUCCGGAGGAGGGAGAGGAGUCCCGGCGCCCAUCCGCUCGCCAAAGUGCCGCCCAGGGACGCCGCAAUGCCCUUGGCCAGUCUACAGAGGGCACUCAGCACGAUGCCCAGAACGAUGCUCCGCCCAAGUACACGCCACCUCCGUCCUACACUACGGCUACGGGAGCUCGCCUGGCCAAGCUCCUACGUCAGAGCAUCCGCCGCAGCGUGCGCAGGGUUCUUGGAGACUCUAGUCGCACGCGGCCCGUGCUCUCGCUUGACGCCGAGUCCGCUUCUCCAGCAGCUCCGCCUGAUUACUUGACCAUACUGACCAAUCCAGCGGGCAGCAGCUCCAAUGCAGAGCCUUCGCCUGCGUCAAGCAGCAGUCCGGAGUCCAUUGAAAUUGGUCUGCGUCCCGCUGGCUACGCUCAACGCUCACAGUCGCUGGGGCGGAAGCUGCAUCGCUCAAGCGCUUCAACGCUGGAAAGACGCCCCUACACAGCGGAGGAUGUGGUGACCAUAUUGCGCUCCUCGGUGCGACACCGCCAGUCGCAGCAGGUUGGUGGGCAUAUGGCCACUGCCAGCACUCUGCCACGACCCCCAACGACCUCAAUGUCCACGCACAUGGAGGACGCCUCUUUCCGGUCCAUAGAGAAUCUCGUGCUGAACGCAGAGCCGCCGGACCGAACGCCGGGCGUGGAGCUGGAACUGGAGGCAGAACGGGCGGAGGAGUGCGCGCAAAAUAAUACAUCUGUGAUUUAACUGACUAAUAUCGUACCGUACAUAGGCGUAACUCUUAUGCGAUCCCACAUAUCUGCUUGCUUUCUUAGACUUGAUUAGAGCUAGUUAUACAAAUACGAAUAAUACUUUGUAGUUAUGCGAAUAAUAACGAAAAAAAUUAGUUGGUAA